Molecule: messenger RNA, 1731 nt
Organism: Humulus lupulus (European hop)
Lineage: Eukaryota; Viridiplantae; Streptophyta; Magnoliopsida; Rosales; Cannabaceae
Exons: 1
Coding region: 1-1731 (576 amino acids)
Molecular function (GO): nucleic acid binding; zinc ion binding
Source: RefSeq, a predicted model, not a curated record
AUGGAAUUUGGGACUGCAAAACUACUGAGGACUGCUAUUAAAGAGUACUUUAUUGAAAGUAAUAGAGAGUUUAAAUAUGUAAGCAAUGACAUGAGAAGAAUUAGGGUCAAAUGUAAAGCUAAACAAUGUCCUUGGUUGUUGUAUGCAAGUGUUUCAAGAGCUGACAACACUACUUUCAAAGUGCAAACUUUAGUAGAUAACCACAACUGUCGUUUGGUCCUUAAUAAUAGUCAUACCGAUGCUCCCUGGUUGUCUAAGUAUUUUUUAGAGCAAUUCAGAAUCAAUCCAGAUAUGAAGUAUAAGACUUUUAGAGAGAUGACAACUAAAACCAAGUACUCACAUGUUUCUAAUUGGGUAUUCUACAGGGCAAAGGCCAGAGCAAAAAUAUUGCUUGAAGGUAGUGUCUCUGAGCAGUAUGCUAUCUCGGAAGACUACUGCAAAAUGAUAUUGGCUACAAACCCAGGUAGCACUGCCAUCAUCAAAUCAAAUAUGGUAGAAGGAAAAAGGAUAUUUGAGAGGGUAUAUAUCUGCUUAAAAGCUUGUAAGGAAGGUUUCAGAUCUGGCUGUAGACCACUCAUUGGUCUUGAUGGGUGCUUCCUCAAAGGGUAUUGUAAAGGAUUGCUUUGGGCUGCAGUAGGAAUAGAUGCAACAAACUCAAUGUAUCCUAUUGCUUAUGCAGUUUGUGAGAAAGAAAACAAUAACACCUGGUCUUGGUUUCUAGAAUUGUUGAAGGAAGAUCUAGAUAUUGACAUGCCUUCUCAGUUUGCUAUGAUGAGCGAUAGGCAGAAAGGGUUGGAGAAUGUUAUUGCUUCUGUUUUUGAGGGUGCAGAGGUGAGAAAUUGUGUUAGGCACUUGCAUUCCAACUUCAAGAAAGACCACCCACGUUUGUUAUUGAAACAACAACUAUGGGCAGCAGCAAAGGCAACCACUAUUCCGGAGUUUCAAAAGAGGAUGAGAGAGAUAAGGGAAACUAGUGAAAAUGCUUACAACUGGUUGGCACUAAAGACUCCAUCCGAGUGGUCUAGGUCACAUUUUAGUGAAAUGGUGAAAUGUGAUAUGUUGUUAAACAACCUUUGUGAAUCUUUUAAUGCUGGAAUAGUUGAUGCUAGAGACAAGCUGAUAAUUACUUUGCUAGAAAAGAUUCGUUAUUGGCUAAUGAGUCGGUUUUUCAAUAAGAGGGAAAGUCUGAAGAAGUGGAUACAUCCCGUGGGGAAAAGAAUAUUGCAAGUAGUGGAGAAGAACAAGAGUAUUGCCAAGAAUUGUCUGACUACUAGGGCUGCAACUUAUCAAUUUCAAGCUGACUACCCAAACAAUGAGUCAUUUGAUGUUGAUUUGCAAAAAAGGACUUGCAGUUGCCGAAGAUUUCAACUCACUGGUAUCCCGUGUGGUCACGCACUGGCUGCCAUAUGGACAAGUGGGGCAGAGAUAAUGGACUAUAUCCAUGAAUGUUAUAAGAAAGAGGCAUUUCUGAAAGCUUAUGUAGGAAUCAUAUACCCUAUGCCAAGCCCAGAGCAGUGGCCAGAGACUGGUUUGCACCCUAUAUACCCACCUUUUGAAACUAAUCUGCCAGGGAGACCAAAAAAGGCCAGAAGAAGAGAGUCUGAUGAACCACCCCCAAGUUCAACAAAAACUCGAAGGUUUGGUCAGAUCCACUUGUGCAAAAAGUGCAAACAGCCAGGCCACACAAGCAAAACAUGCCCCAACCCAACAAAUGCUCAGGUAAUGCAUUGA